GAAUUUAACAUGUCUGCCGUUAUUUUAUUUGAUGUUAUUUCUAGAUAAAUAGCAAAAAUGAUAUUAUUUUUGAAUGAUAAUGUUGUAUGUCGCAAUUGAAGUGUGUUUAUUUUGUGUUAAAUAGUUUUUUUCUGCUUAAAUUUCGUAUAUUUUGCCAAAUAUUUCGUACCAUGUAAGGUUAGAUCAACCAUGUGUGAUGGAAAUUCUGUUAAUCAAAAUAUGGUAACAGUUUCUCCUUCCGAUAUUCAAAAUUUAUUAAAUUACUUCUCAAAAAGCACUUAUCGAGCUAAGGAAGCAGACUCCAUCGGCAAUGAUGCACUUUUACGUAGCAUCGAACUUAUGAAAAUUGACUACAACCUUUUUUUGUUAAACAAUGUUGGAGGCGAAUUAAGCACACAUUAUCCGGGCCAGUUAAUCGUACUUGAAUGCGAGCGCACUCCAAAUCAAAAUUUAUGCGUGUCGAAUCCGCUUUCACAAGGGACGCAACGUACAACAAAUACGAUAUACGAAUGUAUGUACGAUUCUCAAAAACUACGAGACCUGAUUGUAAAAGCUCGAUUUGCCAGGUGUCGAGCGAGAUUUCCCUUACCGGUCAUUUUAUAUAAGGGUAAAUAUAUUUGUCGUUCUGCUACGUUGUCAGGGGGGCCGGAGAUUUACGGCCGAUCUGGUAUUAAUUAUCUGUUUAACGGCGCCGAACCUGUUUGUGAACAAUAUGACAAUGACGAGGAGGAUUUGGAGACUUCAAAUUCCCAGUCGGAUUGGCAGUUAUUUGAUAGAGUCCGUAGUCAAGAUAUUAAAUUAUUAAAGACUUUCAAUGUGGGAACAAUCAUAGACUUUAUGGUAGAAAAAAAGAAAGUAAAGUUUGGAAUGAACGUAACUUCAUCGGAAAAGGUUGAUAAGGAGAAUAGGUAUUCCGAUUUCACAAUCAUCUCUUUACCUUACCCCGGUUGUGAGUUCUUUAGAGAAUUUCGUGACAGCGAUUACACCGCACAAGAUUUGGUAUUCGACUGGUCACAAGCUCAUGUCGACGCGUGCAUUUGUGUUCCAGAAGAUUCAAUUUCCGCCCAGUUAGGAAUUAAAUGGGAAGAAUAUAAGGGUUGGGAUCUUGUAAAAAUUACUCAGAAUUAUAUGAAACUUUUAUUAAAAUAUUUACAGGAUAGCAGUUCCGGGCUCCUUAUUCACUGUAUCAGUGGCUGGGAUCGGACGCCUUUAUUUAUAUCACUAUUACGCUUAAGUUUAUGGGCCGACGGUUUGGCCCAUCAAAGCCUCGAUGUUUCGCAAAUACUUUAUUUGACAAUAUCCUACGACUGGAUGUUAUUCGGACAUCAUCUUUGUGAUCGCCUCGGGAAAGGGGAAGAAAUAUUUUUUUUCUGUUUUUACGUCCUAAAACAUUUAAUAGAUGACGAAUUCAGUAUUUCGGGCACAAUACGGCAUCGAAGUAGUAGUAAGUUAAGCGACCGAAGUAAUGAGAAAUCUGUUAUGAGGACUGAUAGUGAUUUGCAAUUAGACAGUAUGUUACUCGAGCCUGAUUCGCGAGGCUCAAAUGUUAGUCUUAACUCUUCCUGUUCCUCUGUUAGUAGCAAAUCUCAAGAGCAGCCUCCAGUGUCAUUUCAUCUUCAUGAUGAAAAUACAAAUGGAAACAAUUUUCCGUGCGACAUGUCCAGCAGCUUACUUUGGUCGCCACAAACGAGACGCACAUCUCCUGUAACUGUACCUGUCACAUCUCGAUUUCGACAAAGGCAGGAAUCGUCCUCGUCGCUUAGUGUAGGUAGUUGGCAGAUGAUAAGCGGAACUGGUAGCUUAAGAGGUUCGGAUUCGGCGUCAAUUUCUACCAUAGAUUCCAAUGGCACUAACUCGAACAGGUUUGAAGGUCAGUCCUCGCAAGAUUCCAGUUGCACUUUAAUAGACGAAGAAGACUCUAUCAAUAGGGGUAUAGACGGAUUGUCGAUACGCAAGGAAAGAUUACUAAGAAUUCGAGCGCUGUUUUAUCAUUGUUACAGUACUACCAUUGGCUUUAAAUUCAAAAAUGGCAGUGAUUCAGCGCUCAGUUCACUAUUAGGUAAUUUUGCCGAAAAAGUGGGAUUAUCUCAAAGAACAUCGGUAUAAAGCAGAAUUUGUUAUUUAUUGUUUUUUUUGUUCAAUGUUUAAUUAUUACUAUUGUUUGAAUUCAGAUUCCACGUUUAAGAUUGUUUCUUGUUUCAAAUUAUUAAUUACUUAUAUACUGCCAUUAUGUUACUAUCAGAUGCCUAUCUGAACUUGUUCAUUUAAACGUGCCAUUAAAAAAUUAAAUGUAUGUUCACGCAGAAGUUCAUCAGUAUGUACACUGUCUGUUCAUCCAUUGCCGAAGGAACUGACAGUAUUGACUCGUACCACUGAGGUAAUUGAUGAAGCUACACAUUGAAAUGCAUUCCAAAGACGUUUAGUUUAUUAUAAAAGUUAUAUGACAAAUGUUGAAUAGUUUUAUGGCAGUACAAAUGAGAUUCUUGUAAUAAGUUAAUUCCAAUUCGAUAGGUCGGUCAAUUAAACCUCGUUUUUCACUGUGCAAAAAAAGGAAUCUUCGUCGUACACUGAAACAUUGCCAAUAUGAAACGGAAUUUAAUAUUCUGCGUCAUAGACUGUUAAUUUUUCUGCACUAUUGUUACUGUAAAUACGCAAUGUUAUAAAAAACAAUGUCUAUUUUUAA
Photinus pyralis (common eastern firefly) is the source of this 2683-nucleotide messenger RNA. It is a transcript of the gene EDTP, whose product is annotated as myotubularin-related protein 14. The transcript has 9 exons. Gene Ontology annotation, biological process: dephosphorylation. The record is from RefSeq and is a predicted model, not a curated record. Lineage: Eukaryota; Metazoa; Arthropoda; Insecta; Coleoptera; Lampyridae. The coding region runs from base 190 to 2106 and encodes 638 amino acids. Gene Ontology annotation, molecular function: phosphatidylinositol-3-phosphate phosphatase activity.